This is a messenger RNA of Parasteatoda tepidariorum (common house spider), 1757 nucleotides long. RefSeq lists its product as uncharacterized. Gene Ontology annotation, cellular component: endoplasmic reticulum membrane; endoplasmic reticulum. The record is from RefSeq and is a predicted model, not a curated record. Gene Ontology annotation, biological process: intracellular protein transport; endoplasmic reticulum to Golgi vesicle-mediated transport. Lineage: Eukaryota; Metazoa; Arthropoda; Arachnida; Araneae; Theridiidae.
GAAAUACUUGGGGGUGCGUGGUGUUUUUUAUUUUAAUAUUCUUAAAUUACAUGAUGUGACUUGCAUAGACUGAUGUGCCUCCCCUAUAAGAUUUUUAAAUGCACCCUAUUUUGGAAUUUAACAAAUUUUUUUAAAAAUUUAAUAUGAAACAAGCACACUAUGAAGGGACAUUCGGGAAUCCAUUUAUUUGAAAAUGACUGUUCAGUGGAUGCUUAUAGCUUGUUUCCUAUAUUUUGAAUUGGCUCUCAUUACUCUGCUUAUUUUACCUUUUAUAUCUCCUAAAAUAUGGCGUAGUUUCUUUCACUUCCACCUAUGGAAAGCUGUUCAGAGGAAAGCUAAUAUUUAUUUCAAUGUGUUGAUUUUUGUCUUAAUAUUAUUCUUUUUAGAUUCGAUUCGAGAUAUGAGAAAAUAUUCAUUGAGGCCUCAUUCUGUAGAGUUUGAUUCUGAAUUACAAACAAAUGUAAAGCUUUUCAGAUCUCAAAGAAAUUAUUACAUUUCUGGUUUUGCUGUUUUUCUUUGGCUAGUUAUUCGUCGACUUGUUGUUUUGAUUCUCGAUGAAGCUGAUCUCCUUGUUAAAAAUGAAGAUGCUGCUAAAAACGCUCAAGCUACUACUGAAAAUCUUGAAAAAUUGCUGAAAUCUACAAAGGAAGUGGAUUCCUCUACUAAAUCUGAUUUAUGUUACAAAAAUAUGAAUAAGAUCAAGAAGUUAGAAGAAGAAUUCGAUAUAAAAAAGUCUGAACUGCUUACUGUGAAACAAAAGAUGAUUAAUUUUGAAGAGAAAGCAAAAAAUGUGCAGGAGAAUUAUUUGACAUUACUCAAACAAAGGAAUGAACUGAAAGGUGGUGACUGAAAAAAGAUAGUCAAAUUUCUCUUUUUGACUUUUUAUUGAAGUUUCCUGUGAUGCCCAGUUUGAUUGCAGUUCAAUAGUGAGAUUUUUCUUUUCUACCAUUUACAUCAAAUGUGAGCACAAAUGAGCUUUAUUAGAUAAUUGGUUAUUAUAUCUUUGAUUUCUGCUAUAAACUAUUAUAAUUUUAUGUGCUGAUAUACAUAUAUAUAUAAAGAAAUUUGUGCAUGAAUGCAUUUUACUGUAGAAUCUACUUAGUUAUAAUUCAAUCAAUUAAGUUAUCUUAUUAAAAAGUAUUUAAAUUAUGGAUAAUUUAAUAAACUUAUGCUCUUUGUUUUUGUGAAAUUUCUGAUUUUAAUGAGUUUAUUUAGUUUGUAUUUUGCACAGUUUUGGUUCCAAUUAUAAUUCAAACACACAAAUAUAUUUUGUUUGAAAUUUUAUUUUAUUUAGGAUUUACAAUUUGUAUAUUGAAAUUUAACUUUUGAAAGUGUAAAUUGUAUAAAACAAAAUGUCACCCUACAGUAGUGUUGAAAGUCAUUUUGUAAACUAAUUCAAUAUGUAGUGGUGACUCAUUGAUCUGUAUAAUUAAUACAAUAUAGAAAGUAUUAUAUAGAAGCUUUUAUAAAAUGUAAGCUCAAAUAAUAAAAAUUCUAAAACUGUUCUCUUUUUUUUCUUAUUUCUUCCUAAAUUUUAUUUUUAAUUAUGAAUAAAUAAAAUUAUGUUCUUAAAAGCAGCUAUCUAUUUCAAGUCUAUCAUAUAAACUUAUUUUUAAAAGUGGAAUAUUGAUAUAACUGUAAUUUAUAAAUCAAUAUUUUUUAAUGCUGGCUUUAUUUUUGUCACUACUUAACACUAAAAUAAAGUAUAUAUUAGCAUUAGUAAUGAAGCUAUGAUAUGUAUUGACUCCACAUUUUUU